Molecule: messenger RNA, 752 nt
Organism: Aegilops tauschii subsp. strangulata
Lineage: Eukaryota; Viridiplantae; Streptophyta; Magnoliopsida; Poales; Poaceae
Source: RefSeq, a predicted model, not a curated record
GAUAGCACUAAACUGACCCGUUAUGACCACUAUCGGUUAUUUUUACAUCAAGCGGGCAACCCGGCAACCUCAUCAACGUUUGUGUCUCUCAGUUGUCUCACUGACGAGUUAGCCGCAGCCGUAGCACAAAGUGUAAACGAGGCUCUAGAUUUGACUCAUAUGUAUGGAGGAAAUCACGUAAACAUCAAUGCAACUCCUCAAGUUUUACCACAAUCCGGUUCAACAUCCAAGCACAUGACUACAGGAUCUGUCGUGCGUGUCUCCAAACCAUCUAAGAAAGUUAUCUUGUCUGAUGAAAAAAGGGAGCAGAUAAACGCCAAGAGGCGAGCUGCUUAUCGGAGGAAAAAAGAGGAGGAAGCAGAAAAAGUACAGCAUGGAAGUCAACCUGACCUUUCAAUAUCUGAUGACAAGAAAGAGCUAAUAAAUGCGCGGAGGCGGGCAACGUAUCUUAAGAACAAGGAAAAUGCUGACAUUAACAAGGAACAGAUGAAAGCUCCGUUGGUAGAUGGUUAUCGAAGAAAAUAUGAUGACGCCGCCGGCAAGCAUCUCCAUCAAAAUAUGCCUGCCGUUGACAUGUCGGGUAUGCAAAAUGUUCCACGGAGCGCUCUCGGUGAUAUCACUAAUGGGGUACAAGCUCACCCUAUGCUCCUUGCCGACAAAAAUAGCCAGAUCAAGGCUCAAGGGCGAGCUACCGUGAAGCACAAAGAUGAUAACCUUCCUGCCCUUACAAUAUCAUGAUAGAAUGCUUUUUG